Molecule: messenger RNA, 809 nt
Organism: Trichoplusia ni (cabbage looper)
Lineage: Eukaryota; Metazoa; Arthropoda; Insecta; Lepidoptera; Noctuidae
Gene: LPCAT
Product: lysophosphatidylcholine acyltransferase-like
Exons: 4
Coding region: 171-794 (207 amino acids)
Molecular function (GO): acyltransferase activity
Source: RefSeq, a predicted model, not a curated record
UGUGUGUCUAAAUUCACCGCGGUUUAUUAAAUGAAAACACGUCGUAGAUCUCAUAAUAUAUAAAGUGUUAGCAUAAUUGUUCACUCAGGAAGAGUGCCGAAAAAUGUGUGUUGAUUGUGUGAUCUAAUUUAAGCUUAACUUAAUAAUAUUGUGUUUUUACUUUCGUGAAAAUGAAUGGCAAACUGCAUAGUGAAACCGGCGCUUUCUCAUCUGACGACAUGCGCGCCGAAAUAUUGAACCCUUUCGUUCACAAAUUGGAGCUAGAUAACACAUAUGAUAAAAUAAAGACGGCGAUAUUCACUGUAAUAUUGCUGCCUUUCCGAGUCAUUGUGAUAUGCUACCUCAUAGUGACAGCGUGGUUUCUUGCGUGUAUCGGCCUCUAUGGCCUCAGCGAGGAAGACCUCAGGAGACAGCCAAUGACAGGUUGGAGAAGUAAACUGCGGUUCUCGAUCUUGUCGCUAAUACGGUUGGUGGUGGUGGCUGCGGGCUUCCACCGCGUGCGGGUGCUGGGGCGGCAGCACGUGCCGGCGGACUCGCGCGAGGCGCCCGUCGUGGUGAUCGCGCCGCACUCCAGCUUCUUCGACGCCAUCGCCAUCGUGUGCCUCGGCGCUCCCAGCGUGGUCGCCAAGGCCGACACUGCCCGCCUGCCGUUCAUCGGACAGCUGAUAAACUACACACAGCCCGUGUACGUGUGGCGGGAUGACCCCAACUCCAGGCAGAACACCAUCAAGGAAAUCAUUGAGAGGGCUACCUCCAAAGAGGACUGGCCUCAGGUAUGGAUAGGAUAUCCUUAAUCAUCAUUUGUAUCU